AUGAAAUCAUUCUUUUAUCUAAUUUUGUUUGUCAGAAGCCAUUUUCUGCUUAUCAUUUCUCUUUUUAUCUCUCUCUCUCUCUCUCUCUCUCUCUCUCUCUCUUUCUCUUUCUUUCUUUCUGUUUCUUUCUAUUUCUCUUUCUUUCUCUUUGUUGCUAUUAUUCUCUUUAUCGUAUUCUUUUUUUUUCAUUGUUUCUCUCUCUCUCUCUCUCUCUCUUUCUCUUGGUCUUUCUGUUUAUGUUUCUCUCCCUAUUUCCCCUCUUUCUUGUUCUUUGUGUCUUUCUCUUUCCUUCUUUUUUUCUCUCUUUUUAUCUCUCUUUCUAUUUCCUUCUCCCUUACUUACUCUUUCUCUCCCGCUUUCUCUCUUUCUCUAUACUUUUUUUUCUUUAUUACCCUUUCUCUCACAUCUUUAUUUCUCUUUCUCUCUUGCCAUUUUCUUGCUUUCUUUUUGGAUUUCUUUCUUUCUAUUUCAUUCGCUUUCUUUCUCUCGCUUUUUCUCACUCUCUUUCUCUCUCCCUAUUUAUUCAUUUCCCUUUCUCUCACCCUUUCUUUAUCUCUCGUUCUUACAUUUUCUCACUUUUUUUCUCGAUUUCUCUUUAUUUCACUAUUUCUCUUUCGCUCGUCCUUUUUCUUUUUUCUAUAUCUUUAUCUAUCUAUCUAUCUCUACUUUUUUUUCUGUAUUUCUCUUUCCCUUACUAUUUCUCUAUCUCUCUCUUUCUGUCAAUCUUUCUCUUUUGUCUCUCUCUCUCUCUCUCUCUUUCUGUCAAUCUUUCUCUUUUUCUCUAUCUCUCACUUUCUGUUUAUCUUUCCCUUUUUUCUCUAUCUCUAUUUUUCUGUCUAUCUUUUUCUUUUGUCUCUCUCUCUCUCUCUCUGUCUAUCUUUCUCUUUUUUCUCUAUCUCUCUCUUUCUUUCUAUCUUUCUCUUUUUUUCUUUAUCUCUAUUUUUCUGUCCAUCUUUCUCUUUUUUCUCUCACUUUCUGUCUUUCUCUUUUUUCUCUAUCUCUCCCCCUCUCUCUCUCUCUUUGUUUAUCUUUCUAUAUGACUCUUUUUUCUCUUCUUUUCUUCUCUAUUUCUCUUUCUCUCCCUAUUUCUCUCUCUCUUUCUCUUUCCAUCUUUCUUUCUCUUUCUCACUUUCUUUCUCGCUCUCUUUUUCCACCAUUUUUAAUUACUUAUCUCCUUAG
This is a messenger RNA of Acanthosepion pharaonis, 1179 nucleotides long. NCBI's taxonomy places the organism in Eukaryota, Metazoa, Mollusca, Cephalopoda, Sepiida, Sepiidae. The record is from the annotation of a GenBank genome assembly.